This is a messenger RNA of Poeciliopsis prolifica (blackstripe livebearer), 1684 nucleotides long. RefSeq names its product hydroxycarboxylic acid receptor 2-like. The transcript has a single exon. The record is from RefSeq and is a predicted model, not a curated record. Gene Ontology annotation, molecular function: G protein-coupled receptor activity. The coding region runs from base 116 to 1069 and encodes 317 amino acids. NCBI's taxonomy places the organism in Eukaryota, Metazoa, Chordata, Actinopteri, Cyprinodontiformes, Poeciliidae. Gene Ontology annotation, biological process: G protein-coupled receptor signaling pathway. Gene Ontology annotation, cellular component: membrane.
CCACACAACCAGCACUUUUUUUUUCUGCUUUGGGGUUUCCCUUUUAAGAAGGAGGACGGCCUUUCUGGGGCUCAUUCUCUAGUCUGCAGGCAUCAAAGCAACGCCAAAAGCCGACAUGCUGUGCAACUUCAGUGGACCCGUGCUGAUCAGAGUGCUCCCUCCACUGCUGGUCACAGAGUUCGUUCUGGGUCUCACUGGAAACGGUUUUGCUCUUUUCAUCUUCUGCUUCCACUUGAGGCCCUGGAAAAGCAGCACGGUGCUACUCUUCAACCUGGCAGUGACUGACUUCAUGCUCAUCAUGGCUCUGCCCCUCCGAGCCAGCUACUACCUGUCGGGAAUCAGCUGGAUUUUUGGUGAGAGUAUCUGUAACAUCUGCCUCUUCAUGCUGGCGAUGAACCGCAGCGGGAGCGCUUUCUUCCUGAUGGCCAUCGCCCUGGACAGGUACAUGCGUGUGGUGCAUCCCCACCAUCCCAUUAACUCCCUGAGCGUUGGCAAGGCCAUGUUGGGCGCUCUGGUGCUGUGGUUGGUCCCCAUUGCGAUGACCGCACAUGUCUUCUCCCUGCAACACAUCAACACAACCUACUGCGAAAGCUUCAUGAUGGACACGGCCUCCAAAGGACACCUGUCCUGGCACAAGUUCACGUUUCUCUUCUCUUUCUAUGGGCCUCUGCUGGUGAUCCUCUUCUGCACCUUCCAAAUCACCAGACACCUGAAGAGGAGACAGCUGACCAACCAGACCAAGUUCAAAAAGGCUCUGUACUUCAUCAUGGUGGUGGUGGUGCUCUUCAUCGUCUGCUUCCUCCCCAGCAACAUCACUCUGCUGGCCAUAUUGAUCAAGGUGAUCCCAGGAUUCGUCUGUGACGACGUGGAGCAGCUCACCACCGCGUUCUACAUCACCAUCAGUUUGACUUAUCUCAACAGUGCACUGGACCCGGUGGUCUACUACUUCUCCAGCCCGGCCUUCAAGAACAUCUGCAGGAGAACGCUGAAUCUGCCUCAGACAGACACUUGUGAGAGCGCGGAAAAGAAAACUCGUGAGACGGUGUCCCAGUCGCAGAGCCAGCUGUAAUCUGCAAACUCAAGAGUUAACAUCUGGUUAAACCGCAACUUCAUGCGGUUUGAGCAAGAUGAUGCUGUUUUUACUUCCCUAUAGUUGAAACUUUUCUUGCACAAGCAUACCUCAGCAUGUCUAUGUCUGACCAUGAAGGCAUUUUUUAUAUCAUUUCUUUUGUUAUGCAUUUUAUGUGAAAGUUUUGCACUUCUUGUUCACUUUUCUGGUGAACAUUGCUUUAAUCAUUGUUUUUUCUACUCAUGACCUUAUAUGGAAACAAAUGUUGUCAAUGAACGGGUAUUGAAUGCAAACUAAGGAAAUCUGAUAUUUCCGUGCAUGUAAAGUUGUCAUCAAAUGUGUGAAAUUUGUUGUCACAUUUGUGACACCAAGUAUCACAAAGAUGACAACUUAAAGAACUACACUGAAUAAUUAGCACAUUAGUACUAUAAGCAUUGCAUUUUAAUGUAAUGCUUAUGAGGCAUUGCAUUAAAAGCUUUGGCUUCAUUAAAACAGUCUAUUUCUUGAAGGGUUUUUGCAACCCAAUACAGUGUUAUGUGUCAUCUUUAAGUUUGUUGAACCAUAGCUUACUUUAAAUACUUUGGUGGAUGAAUGUAUUUCAGAAUUUAGCUUGUC